AUGGCAGUGUCAGAGGACGACAAGGCCAAAGCCGUUGCGCUGAAGAACAAGGGCAACGAUGCCUUCAAGAAGCAUGACUGGAACACGGCCAUAGACUUCUACACCCAGGCGAUCGGGGUCGACGACACAGAGCCGACGUAUUAUGCGAAUCGAGCGCAGGCUUACCUCAAGACAGAGGCAUUUGGCUAUGCGAUCCAGGAUGCGACCAAGGCGAUUGAGCUGAAUCCUGGCUUUGUCAAGGCCUAUUACCGCCGUGCUCUCGCCCACGCCGCCGUGCUGCGGCCCAAGGAUGCCCUCAAGGACUUCAAGACUUGCACGCAGAUCGAUCCAGGAAACAAAGAUGCCAAGCUCAAGCUCGUCGAGUGCCAGAAGAUAGUGCGCCAGUUCGACUUCUUCGCUGCCAUCGAGGUAGCAGAUGCGCCGUCGGCUGCGGAAGGUCUCGAUGUCGCCUCGAUGGCUGUCGAGCCAGACUACGACGGCAUGAAACUGGGCGACGAGAUGACGCAGGAGUUUAUCGACGACAUGACGGAGCGGUUCAAAAACGGCAAGAAAAUACACCGGAAAUAUGUCUACCAGAUCAUAUUGGCCGUCAGGAAGCUUGUCUAUGACGAGCCGACAAUGGUUGAGGUCAAGAUCCCUGAAGAUGUGCAACUGACAGUUUGCGGUGAUACUCACGGCCAAUACUUCGAUCUCAUGGAGCUCUUCAGGUUGAACGGAUCUCCCAGCGAAAAGCACUGGUAUCUCUUCAACGGCGACUUUGUCGAUCGAGGUUCCUGGUCGACCGAAAUUGCACUAUUGCUCUACGCCAACAAGUGGCUCCGGCCAAAUGCCUUCUUCCUGAACCGUGGCAACCACGAGACAGACGACAUGAACAAGGUCUACGGUUUCGAGGGUGAAUGCAAGGCCAAGUACAACGAGCGCAUUUUCAAGCUCUUCUCGGAAAGCUUUUCGGCGCUGCCUCUGGCGACUCUGAUCGGCGACAAGUACUUUGUGCUUCACGGCGGUCUCUUCUCCGAUGACAACGUCACUUUGGAUGAUAUCCGAAAACUGAACCGCCACAAGCAGAAGCAGCCCGGACAGGCUGGUCUGAUGAUGGAGAUGCUGUGGACAGAUCCGCAAACUGAGCCUGGCCGUGGCCCCAGCAAGCGUGGUGUUGGCAUGCAGUUCGGACCUGAUGUCACAAAACGAUUCUGCGAGAAGAAUGGACUGGAAGCCAUCAUUAGAAGCCACGAAGUUCGCAUGGAGGGCUACGAAGAAGAGCAUGACGGGAAAUGCAUUACUGUCUUUUCGGCUCCAAAGUACUGCGACAUGACGGAGAACAAGGGCGCUUACAUUAAUAUUGGCCCCGACUAUAAGCUCGAUUUCAAGAAGUUCGAUGCUGUUCCGCACCCCAAUAUUCGACCAAUGGCCUAUGCCAACAGCUCCAUCAUGUCGUCUCUGAUCAAGGAGAAACUCAUGACUCUCCCCAAAGUCUUCUACGGUCAUGCCGUCCCACAAGCGCGCCGAGCCAGUCUCCGGCAGCUAGUACCACAAACCCCGUGGAGGUCCCAGAUCCUGACCACGCUAACUUUGACACCAUUUGGCGGACUCGGGGAUGAGAUGAGCAACCUUUACUCUUCAACAUCCUCCACAGGCCUUUCUCCUUACCAACACCUGCGAAACGACAAACUCUACUGCAGCAGCUUCGGUUCUCAUCUUCAAGGCACGAUGCCGCGAAACUACAUUCAGCCAAAUGCGAUGCGCCAGGCGCGCGCAUGCAUGGUCUGCUCAAUCGUGAUGCUGCGAAGCACUUUCAAGAGAGAAGGUUGUCCCAACUGCGAGGGGUUCCUCGGCCUCGCGGGCAGCGACGAACAAGUCGACAACUGCACCUCGUCCGUUUUCGAAGGCCUCAUCACGCUGGCUGAGCCAAGCAAGAGCUGGGUCGCGAAAUGGCAACGGCUGGACGGAUACGUCAAGGGUGUGUACGCCACUAAGGUCAUGGGCCAGCUGCCGGAGGAGAUGGUCACGCAGAUGGAAGAGCAAUACAAGGUCCGAUACAUACCACGCGAUGGAAGUGCAACCGAGGCGGACUAG
Molecule: messenger RNA, 2073 nt
Organism: Diaporthe amygdali
Lineage: Eukaryota; Fungi; Ascomycota; Sordariomycetes; Diaporthales; Diaporthaceae
Product: protein phosphatase 5
Exons: 11
Coding region: 1-2073 (690 amino acids)
Cellular component (GO): nucleus; cytosol
Molecular function (GO): protein serine/threonine phosphatase activity; protein binding
Source: RefSeq, a predicted model, not a curated record